Molecule: messenger RNA, 2678 nt
Organism: Thamnophis elegans (Western terrestrial garter snake)
Lineage: Eukaryota; Metazoa; Chordata; Lepidosauria; Squamata; Natricidae
Gene: RACGAP1
Product: Rac GTPase activating protein 1
Exons: 18
Coding region: 278-2164 (628 amino acids)
Biological process (GO): signal transduction
Source: RefSeq, a predicted model, not a curated record
CUGAACGGCGGGUGGGUCGCGAAGCCGUUUCUGCUUGGAGUGGAUGCGGCGUCCUAAUGCGGUGGGGUCCCAACGGCCUUUCCUCUCACGCGCCUCCUGCAGGUUAAACCAGAUGUUCUUUGGGAAGACACAGCUUUUAAUUCUGAGCCUCAUGCAGUAUAGAAUUUAAGAAUACGUUAUUACAGAUCUGAAAUCGUUGACAAGGGUUGCUGUGCCUGACAGAAAAAGAAGACAAAGUAAACUUAUCUCCAAAUCAUUUCAGUUUCAUGUGACAAAAAUGGAGACGACAAUUCUGAAUUUACGGAAUUUCUUUGACCAGCUCAUGUGCCAAGCAGAAAUUCUAAAUGAAAACACUGAAUACAAAUUUAUCCAAUUGGCCAAGAAUUUUGAAGAGUUUAGGAGAAAAUGGCAGAAAAUGGAUCAUGAGGUGGCCAGGUACAAAGAUUUACUGAUGAAAACAGAAACUGAGCGUAGUGCUCUUGAUGUGAAACUGAAACAUGCACGCAACCAAGUGGACGUGGAGAUCAAGAGAAGACAACGAGCUGAAGCAGAUUGUGAAAAGUUGGAGCAACAGAUUCAGCUGAUCAAAGAGCUUCUCAUGUGUGAUUCAUCAGGCAGCAUACAGCUGAGUGAAGAACAAAAAUCAGCACUGGCCUUUUUAAGCAAGCCUCAGAUGUCCAUUGCUGGUAACAAAAGGCUCUCAACAAUAGAUGAAUCUGGUUCAAUUUUAUCCGACAUCAGUUUUGACAAAACUGACGAAUCAUUGGAUUGGGAUUCCACAAUGGUAAAGACUGUUAGAUUGAAAAAAAGAGAGAAAAGGCGCUCUUCUAGACAGUUUAUUGAAGGCCCACCUGGUCCUUUAAAGAAAACUCGUUCCAUUGGCUCUACAGUAGAUCAGGGAAAUGAAUCCAUAGUUGCAAAAACAACUCUCACAGUUCCUAAUGAUGGAGGCCCAAUUGAAGCUGUGGCCACGAUUGAGACUAUACCUUACUAUGUGGGAAACCAGAGAAAGGCAGCCAUCCUACAGCCUUGGAACAGUGACUCAAGCCUGGGAAGCAGGAAGGUUGGAAGUAAAUCCGAAACAGAUGGAUCUAGCACUCCUGGAAGCACUGGGACAAGACUACAUGAAUUUGUAUCAAAAACGGUUAUUAAACCUGAGUCAUGUGUUCCAUGUGGGAAGCGAAUAAAGUUUGGAAAAAUGUCCCUGAAAUGCAGAGACUGCAGGGUAGUUACACAUCCAGAAUGUCGAGAUCGCUGUCCCCUGCCCUGCACCUCUACCGUGGCAGGAACCCCUGUCAAAAUUGGACAGGGAGUUCUGGGGGAUUUUGUACCUCUGACGACUCCAAUGAUCCCCUCCAUUUUAGUUCAUUGUGUAAAUGAGAUUGAGAAACGAGGCUUGAAUGAGACGGGCCUCUACCGAAUUUCUGGCUGUGACCGCACCGUGAAAGAUUUGAAGGAGAAAUUCCUUAGAGGGAAAACAGUACCUCUGCUUAGCAGAGUGGAAGAUAUCCAUGCUAUAUGUGGCCUUCUUAAAGAUUUUCUCCGCAAUCUUAAGGAGCCUCUUCUUACUUUCCGUCUCAAUAAGGACUUUAUGGAAGCAGCAGAAAUUAUAGAUGAGGACAACAGUGUAGCAGCUAUGUAUCAAACUGUUGGAGAGCUACCACAGGCUAAUAGGGAAACUCUGGCUUUCCUCAUGAUUCACCUGCAGAGAGUGGCUCAGAGUCCAGAUACCAGAAUGGAUAUUUCCAACCUGGCUAAAGUCUUUGGGCCUACCAUUGUUGGUCAUGCUAUACCAGAACCUGAUCCCAUGACACUACUCCAAGACACAAAAAGGCAACCUAGGGUUGUGGAACGGUUGCUCACUUUGCCUGUGGGUUACUGGAGCCAGCUUAUCAUGGUAGAACAGGAAAAUAUUGAGCCAGCUCACAUCAUUGAAAAUGCCAAUGCUUACUCCCACCCCUGCACGCCUGAUUUUAAAGUGAGCAUGUUGGGACCACUCACUACUCCAGAACAGCAAUUGGUAAAAACUCCUUCAAGCAGCUCACUGUCUCAGAAAGUCAAAUCUACAUUUAGCAAAACCACUCCUAAAUUUGCAAGCAAAAGCAAGUCUGCAACAACUCUUGGACGGCAAGGAAACUUUUUUGCUUCUCCAAUGCUAAAGUGAAAUAUCCUGGCGUUCUGAUUACCUGCUUGCAGUGCAAUGAUAAAGACCAGCAAUAAAAUCUCAAGUUAUUCCUUCACUUCCUAACAACAAUGUGUAAUAAUUUCAGUAAUAUAUAUCUGCUUUUUAGCUUUUCUUAAAUUUUAGUUGUAUUUUAUUCAGUCUAAGAUGGCUAAUAUCACAUUUAUUGUAGGGUAUAACUGGCAUAGUCCACUCAAUGUCUAAGUAGGGAAUGUGCAAGUUUGCUUGCUUUUGAAAAUAUGUCUCUAGCUGGGAAGCUGCCAUCAUUGGAAAGGAAUGUAGUUUGAAAAACGAAUAGUUUUUUUUUUUCAUUUCACAAGCUUUGGAUCAAAUAAGUGCUGAUCCAUUACAAAGGGUAUCUACUUGAAACUAUAUAAAUUCAAAAUGUGGUCAUGUGAAAAAUUGAAACUCAGUGGUCCAUUAAUGCAUGUACACAUUGUAUAAGAUAUUUCUUUUUAUAUCAAAGAAGGACAUAAUAAAUGUGAUAACUAAUUGA